AUGGCCGACGCCGCUGAAUCCAAAGGCCCUUCCAAGAGCGCGCUGAAGAAGGCAGAGAAGCAGGCCAAGAUGGCUGCUGAUAAAGCCGCCAAGGUCGCGAAGCAGGCUGCGCUCCCCGUGCAAACCAAGAAGGCCGAUAACAUUAUCGGUAUCACGGUCUCCAAGAGCGAUGACUUUCCCCAAUGGUACCAGGAGGUCGUCCUAAAGGCCCAAAUGAUCGAUUACUACAACGAGAUCUCCGGCUUUUACAUCCUACGUCCCUCGGCGAUGUACGUCUGGGGUGUUAUCCGAAACUGGUUCCAGGACCGCAUCGAGGCCAUGGGUGUCGAGGAGACGAGUUUCCCCAUGUUCUUGUCGCAGACGUCUUUCGAGAAGGAAAAGGAUCACGUUGAUGGUUUUGCUCCUGAGCUUGCCUGGGUCACGAAAGCUGGCGACAAGGAUCUCGAGGUCCCCGUUGCUGUUCGUCCUACCUCCGAGGCCGUCAUGUACCCUUACUACUCGAAGUGGAUCAGGACGCAUAGGGAUCUCCCCUUCCGUCUGAACCAGUGGAACAACGUCGUCCGAUGGGAGGCGAAGCAGACUACCCCCUUCCUCCGUGCGCGAGAGUUCCUUUGGCAGGAGGGCCACACCGCGCAUCUCACCGAGGAACUCGCUGGCAAGGAAGUCCUCGAGAUUCUCGAGCUCUACGCCCGCGUCUACGAAGAGCUUCUCGCAGUUCCCGUUGUUCGCGGCCGAAAGACUGAGAACGAAAAGUUUGCGGGUGGUUACUACACCACGACGGUGGAGGGAUACAUUCCUUCCAAUGGACGAGGUAUCCAGGGUGCCACUUCUCACUGCCUGGGCCAGAACUUCAGCAAGAUGUUCGAUAUCAAGGUCGAGGACCCUGACGAGAAGGGCAAGCAUAUAAACGUGUGGCAGAAUUCGUGGGGUUUGUCCACCCGAGUCAUCGGUGUCAUGAUCAUGAUUCACGGUGACGACAAGGGUCUUGUACUUCCCCCUCGCAUCGCCAAGAUUCAGACUGUCUUGAUCCCCCUCGGUAUCACGAAGAAUACUACUGCUGAGGAGAAGGCGAACCUCGAGAAGAGGCUAGAGGAGAUCAGGCAGACACUGCUCAAGGCCGGCGUCCGCGUCGAGGCGGACUUGAGGGAAGGAUACACCCCUCCCUGGAAGUUCAACGACUGGGAGCUCAAGGGUGUCCCUCUCCGUAUCGAGUUCGGCCCCAAGGACUCGGCCAAGAACGUCGUCAGCUGGGCGAGGCGCGACACUGGUGAGAAGGGUACUUUCGCCAUCGACGAGGUCGCCACUAAGGUUCCCGAGCUUCUCGAGACGAUCCAGAAGGACCUCUACAACAAGGCCGAGAAGGCCUACCGCGAGCAUCGCCUCAAGAUCACCAACUGGGACGAGGUCGUCCCCGCCCUCGAUGCCAAGAACGUCGUCAUCAUCCCCUUCUGUCUCGACGGCCAGUGCGAGGACAGAAUAAAGGAGCUCACGGCCGGCAAGCCCGAGGAGGGCACCGACGCGAACGGCGCUCCCAAGGCCCCCACUAUGGGCAUGAAGAGUCUUUGCAUUCCCUUCGAGCAGCCCGAGGGCCUUGUCCCCGGCGAGACGAAGUGCCUCAAUCCCGAGUGCAACCGGAAAGCGGAGAAGUGGUGUAUGUUUGGACGCAGCUACUAA
Scedosporium apiospermum is the source of this 1674-nucleotide messenger RNA. Its product is annotated as Proline--tRNA ligase. Gene Ontology annotation, biological process: prolyl-tRNA aminoacylation. Gene Ontology annotation, cellular component: aminoacyl-tRNA synthetase multienzyme complex; cytoplasm. The transcript has 2 exons. Lineage: Eukaryota; Fungi; Ascomycota; Sordariomycetes; Microascales; Microascaceae. The coding region runs from base 1 to 1674 and encodes 557 amino acids. The record is from RefSeq and is a predicted model, not a curated record. Gene Ontology annotation, molecular function: proline-tRNA ligase activity; ATP binding.